UGGCGUGGCCCCACAGUGGCUGUUGAUGUUCGCGCUGCACCCUCGCUAAUUGAGGAGCGGGUGGCGUUCUUCAUCCCCUAAAUCGGCGCGAUCGCCGCUCAACUCUGCCGCCUCUAAUGAGUGAACUCCACCGCUGCCGUCCGUGUGAGCCCCGGCGCCUAUCGAUUCACGCCGUGGCUACAGCCGAGACAGGGGACGACGCGGGGUCCCGUGUCGUUGUCGUUGUUGUUGUUCCUGUGGGGACUCGGGCCGGUGACCACGCCACGUGUCCUCUCGUGAAGGACUUACUGGGCCCGCCAAAGUCACGCAGUAAUGAUGAGUGGUCCGGUCGACAUGUGCGCCCCGCACUCCCCAACGCUGGUGCCCAUAAUGCUGGAUGUGGGCUCUGCUGACCCCCUGCAAGCUGCCACCCUCGCCUACUGGGACAACAUCCUGGGCCCACGCGUGCACAACCUCUGGCUCGUCGGCGACCCGGCGUCGGAGCGCGACGUGAUGCGCGAGUCGGAGUUCUGCCUCCUGUCGACGCACACCCUGAACGGCGAGGUGCUGCGCAGCGCGCCCGACGGCGCCGCCGACGUGAAGCUCUACGAGCUGGCGGAGCGCGGCGCCUGCGUCUCCUCGCUCGUGUUCGACGCCCCGCGCUGGCGCGGCCGCCAGCAGCAGGGCGUGCUGGCGCUGGCGCUCGUGCUGCGGCUUGCGCCGCGCCCGCUGUGCGUGCGGGCGCACACGCUCGCCGCAGCACGGCUCGCGCACGCCACGCGCGUGCUGCGCGUGCUCAUGUACAAGGACUCGGACAAUAUCGUGCAGUUCUUGACUGGGGAGCUAACCUCCAUCGCCAAGCUGUUUGUCUCGCUCAACAGCCACGGCGUGCCUGACAGCAUCUCCCUGAAGGAUACGUAUUUUGAAGACAACCCUGAAGAAGAAAAACGGAAUAUUCUUUCCAGCGUGGUGAGGUCUCACCUGCAGACGUGCGGCUGCUCCAUCGUCAUCGGCUCAGACCCGCGAGAGGUUAACAAGAUGGUGAAGACGCUGUGUCUUUUCCUGAGUCCGGCAGAGCGGCGCUGUUCGCGUUUGGCCGAUCCCGAAGCCAAGGACAAGUACGAGUAUGGCCUGGUGGUGCAGGGACUGCUGAAGGACAAGGAUGGCAUCUUGACACUGCCCUUCCGUUCCGUGGUGCUGGCGCCAAUGCCCAGCUCGCUGGUGGACGUGGACAGACCGUACAGCGUGUUCCAGACGCCACCCAAACACGUGCACGUCUUCCGGCAGCACAAGCUGUUGCGCAGCGAGCUCGUCCGCUACUGGAGCGACCCCACACAGCUCUGCGCCCCGUCGCCCAUCCAGGACAUAAAUUACUUUCAAGAGGUUCCUGCCCCGGACACGCUGGUCAGCACCUUCAUUAACGAGGUAUUCAUGGUUGACGUUGGCGAGCGGCUCCAGUUUCUCGCGCGCUUUGUGCUCCUGCUGCAGCGCAAGGCUCUGGCUCUGCUCUUCCACAUCGAGGAUGAGACGCAGCAGGGGAAGAAGCCGCUGCAAUCGCUGGGGAAGGUUAAGAAGGAGCUGGACCUGACCGAUAAGGGUGACCUCAGUGUGGUGAUGGCUACAGCGGAGCAGAUGAGGCCGGGCGUGCACAGCUUCCUGUUCGGGCGCCAAGUGGAAAGCACCCUCCUGGAGCAAGACACCCUCGCAAGUUUCUGAUGUGCCCAUCUCCGAGUGUGUAGCUCGCCCCCCUCCCCUCUCGUCCACCCAAUUGUCUACAUUAAUGCCCACCCUCCUGCCGACACUCAUGAAUGAUUGGUAAAUGAUGAAGUACCGUGCCAUUUCUUGGCACGUGACCCAGUGUUGGUGGCGCAUGCGGACUUCUGCCUUCACCAUGGCGGUGGUGUCUUUGAGGAUGCAUGAGACAGGGAGAACUCAACGUUCAAUUGCUACCAGGGCCGGAGGAUUUGGGUGUCUUUGUCCCCAGGAUACCAGAGCAGAAACGACACAGCCCUCACCCCCUUCUCUACACCCUUACCCAUACGCAUCAUCCUCAAACCUCGUUGUGGUGACGCACUCCAAUGCCAAUGAUAAACAGUUCCAUUAUGAAUACAAUAUAUUUUUUUUAGGGGUCCCUCUGGAAUUUUGGGCCCUGAACAAAUGUCCAGUUUUCCCUGCCCCCGCUCACCACCCGCAAAUCCGGCCCUGACUGCUUCGUCUCUUUGUACCCCAGCAUGUCGGAUUAAUUGCACAGCGGCCACUGCUGCAUAAUGAAUAUUGUGAGUUCAGCGUAACCCUGGUGUCGGGAGUGAGAGGGUGGUCUCAAGCAGUGUUACAUUCAGGCCAUGAUAACACCGAGGGCAAUUUUGGGACAAUAUUUUCGGCAGUUGCCACUAGCAAUCAAUAUGCUUUGAUCAUUUCUUGACAGCCUGGUACGGCAAUGGCAUAAAGUGACAAGAGUUUUGUCGUGCCAAAGAAAGCAGUAUUAUGUUUAUUUGAUGAAUGGUGAUUGGUUUACAGAGGAUGCAACUGUGGGUGGGCCCAUGUAACAAGUCUGUGAUCGGAUUGGAAUUUGCCAUCCCAGUUGUCCGUAUUUGGGCAACUAAAUUCCAACAGAAAACUUGUAACUAUUGCCUCUGACGAUGGCUGGCAACAGUUGCCCUAAAAUGUCCCAUGUAUCUUGGCCUUUAUCUUGCAGCCAUGUUGGUGAAUUGUAAAUAUCCACUGCAUUUCAACGGUGCAGUUAUGAGAACAGUACAUUUGUUUUGUGAGCUGAUGCAUAUUAACGCAUUGCUGUAUUAAUGCCAUUUCGUGUUAAUGUGAAUUGUGUGUGGAGUACGUUUUGUGACAUUCGGUAAUGAGUUACUGAUGAGUUGUGUUUUUCUUGCCGCCGCUUAAAUUGACAAACUCGUGUUUUUAUUUUCCACUGUGAAUAUUUUUUUCUUUCCCGUCGUCAGGAAAGAAAUGUGGCCUUGUCUUGACAUCCAUUUGUCCCAGUGUGUGUCUGAAUUAAACUGUGAAAAUGGCUUUUGCCGAUGUCUCCAAUCCACCGGCCACGUGGGAGCGCUUGUGCAAAGAGCCGCAACAGAAAGCGUCGUGAUCGAAUGAACAGGCGGCUAAGCUAAUCGCGUACAUUUCUAUUUAACGCUGCGGUUGAAACUGCACGGCGUUUGUUAUGUAUACAUUUAACAGACCUGAAAAGCUUCCAAAUUGUGCCUGCGUAACGAGCGUGGUAGUGGUGUAAGCGUGGAGGCGGCGGGGUGAGGAUGGGCUGACCAUGUCGGCAACAUAAACUUAUUGUGGGCUGAGCAGGCGUUACGUUUGAGCCUCUAGGAAAAUGUAAGUAUUAACGACUAGAACAACAUUUCAUAAGCCAAUGACUUAUCGGUACACAGGCACGCACACGGACAAACUUGUGAGUGAAUCGAUUCGUUAGUUUUGUGAUGAGGGAACGAUUUAGUGUACAGAAUUUCAGUGCGAAUAAAGUCGGUGAUUGAUGCGAAA
Molecule: messenger RNA, 3480 nt
Organism: Petromyzon marinus (sea lamprey)
Lineage: Eukaryota; Metazoa; Chordata; Hyperoartia; Petromyzontiformes; Petromyzontidae
Gene: C9orf72
Product: C9orf72-SMCR8 complex subunit
Biological process (GO): endocytosis; autophagy
Cellular component (GO): autophagosome; endosome
Molecular function (GO): guanyl-nucleotide exchange factor activity
Source: RefSeq, a predicted model, not a curated record